Messenger RNA from Solanum stenotomum, 522 nucleotides. RefSeq names its product photosystem I P700 chlorophyll a apoprotein A2-like. The record is from RefSeq and is a predicted model, not a curated record. Gene Ontology annotation, cellular component: thylakoid; membrane. NCBI's taxonomy places the organism in Eukaryota, Viridiplantae, Streptophyta, Magnoliopsida, Solanales, Solanaceae. Gene Ontology annotation, biological process: photosynthesis. Bases 1 to 522 code for a protein of 173 amino acids. The transcript has 2 exons.
AUGGCAUUACAAUUUCCAAGGUUUAGCCAAGGCUUAGCUCAGGACCCCACUACUCGUCGUAUUUGGUUUGGUAUUGCUACCGCACAUGACUUCGAGAGUCAUGAUGAUAUUACUGAGGAACGUCUUUAUCAAAAUAUUUUUGCUUCUCACUUCGGUCAAUUAGCAAUAAUUUUUCUAUGGACUUCCGAAAAUCUGUUUCAUGUAGCUUGGCAAGGAAAUUUUGAGUCGUGGGUACAUGACCUUUUACAUGUAAGACCUAUUGCUCAUGCAAUUUGGGAUUCUCAUUUUGGUCAACCGGCUGUGGAAGCUUUUACUCGAUGGGGUGCUCUUGGCCUAGUGAAUAUCGCUUAUUCUGGUGUUUAUCAGUGGUGGUAUACAAUCAGUUUACGCACUAAUGAAGAUCUUUAUACUGACACUCUUUUUCUAUUAUUUCUUUCUGCCAUAUCCUUAAUAGCAGGGCAUUUAGUCCAUGUUGCUAUUCCGCAUCCAGAGGGGAGUACAUUUGGUGGAAUAAUUUCUUAG